AUGUAUCGAUUGAAAGAACAAAAUGUGAUAUCGGGGAAAAGUAACAUUGAAGAUUUCUGCCGAGAUAUGAGCAGUCCGAUUCAAUCAAGUCUCUCGCCAACUGCUUCUCGUCUAACACCUUAUCUUCCUGCUACGACAGGCAGCACUUCUCGACCAACAUCUGCGCGAAAUCAAUUGGAAGAAAGUAUCACUACACUUCAAAACGAACAAGAACGUGUCCAGAAGAAAACUUUUACGAAAUGGGUUAAUAUUUAUCUAUCGGAGCACGAACCACCAUUUCACAUCAAUGAUUUAUUCGAGGACUUCAACGAUGGAACAAAGCUGAUUGCAUUAGUUGAGACUCUUUCCGGACAACCAUUACCUGUGGAACGAGGUAACAAAAGAGCUCACCAUCUCAGUAAUGUAGACAACGUCUUAAAGUAUCUUGAGAGUCGAAAGAUCAAACUAGUUAAUAUUCGUCCAAUCGAUAUCGUUGAUGGCAAACCGACGAUGAUAUUAGGUUUAGUUUGGAUGUUAAUUCUUCACUAUCAGAUUGGAGAUACGAACAUGUACGAUGAUGAUUCAAAAGAAAGUCGUGGCAAACCGAAGGAACAUCUACUCGAAUGGGUUCGCAAGAAAACUGGAUUUUAUUCAUUACCCGGACAUCGUCGACAAGGGGAUGAAUUGGAUGUCCGAGAUUUUACCACGAGUUGGCGAGAUGGCUUGGCUUUUAAUGCCUUAGUGCACGGAAUUCGACCGGAUCUGGUCGAUUUACGUGAUGUGAAAGAAAUGGAUGUUCGAGAUCGAUUGGAGAAUGCAUUUAAUGUUGCAGAAGAACAUCUCGGUGUGCCACGUUUAAUUGAUGCUGAAGAUGUGGAUGUAAAUAAACCCGACGAAAAAUCGAUUAUGACUUACGUCGGACAAUUUUCUCGUCGAUUUCCUGAUCUACCGUUCGGUUCAAUCAAUAAAGAACAUGGUGAACUUCUUCAAUAUAUCGCUGACACUCGCGAACGUUUAACCGUUAUUAUUGAUGCCCCGAUCAUUGACAUUCAAGCUGAGUACAAGGAUUACUGCCGAGAAUUGCAUGAAUUUGGCGACAAACAAAGACAGUGGAAGAUAUUCGAACGUAAAGAAUCGAAAUCAUCGACUUUUCCCGGUGACAAAUUAAGAGAAAUGAAAGAUUAUUUUGAUGACAUCGCUCUCCGAAUGGACCGAUGGAGAUUUAAACUGGAUACAAAUCUUCCAGGUGAAUUAGGACAAAUAGCUGAUUGGAUCAAUACUGCAGAAGAAGUUUUAACACGAGAGAUCAAUUUUGAUCCAAUGAAAUCAUCACCCGAAGAAAACAUCGACCGUUUCAAUCAACUCAACGAAGAAUACACUGCGAUUUUCAAUGAUAAAGAACGAAUGGUGUCGAGUUUCCAACGUAUCAAACGUGAUCCGACCGUAGUCAACAAACAAAUUUCGCACGAACAUUUAACGCAUUUAACUGAACGUCUCGACUCCAUCAUUCGCACUCAUGAAGAGUAUGGACGAUUCUUAGAUUUUGAAGAAAUACGUUGGAAAGUUCAAUCAUAUGUUAGUCAAUUAGAAAUCUUAGCAACGAUAUUGAAUAAAAAACAAGGCGAUUUAAAUCAAACGGAAUCAUUAUACAGUGAAUACAAACAUCAUAUAUAUGAUGAGAAACUACUGUCAAAUCUUGAAAGUCUUCUACCUGAAUUACUUCGUCGCGCACAAAAUUACAGUCAAUUGAUCAAGAAAGAUGAUGAGAGAGCAAGAGAAUACCAGGUGUAUUGUGAUAGGAUUCGUUGCACAGCAAAAAACGCUAGUAUCGACCUAGAAGCAAAAAAGCAUUUAUUAGAAGAGACGAUCAGUAGUUGGCGAAUCUACCAUGAAUCGUACGAUUCAUUGGAAGAUUGGUUAAACAAAGGCGAACACAUGCUUGGACAGACGUCCGAAGAGAAAAAUAACUAUUUCGCUAAUAUCGACUAUUGGUCACAAAUUCACCAAAAAGUGCAUGCUGCCAUUGAUCGAUUGAUAUCUGUUUGUAAUGAUGAAUACGCUCGAAUGCUUCGAGAUAAAUUGUUAUUUGUCAAUCGACGAUGGAAAGAGGUGACUGAAUCAGUUCAUCAAUUCCGACAUGACGAGUCGAUCAAGAAGAAACGUGAUGAUUUCUAUUCUGGUCGAGCGAAAUUACUAGACACAUUAGAUAAAAUCGACCGUGAAAUGCAAGAAUGUCUGCCAUGUACAGCUAAAGCACUGAAAUCACAAGAAAAUCGUCUCUAUGAUGCUCAAGCCGAAUUGGAAAUGUUCAAUCAAACAGUUCAAGUUCUUUCAAAACUAAGCCAAACGAUCGCACGUGAAAGCGGAGAAUCGAAUGGUUCAACCGAAAUGAACUCACUAUUACAGAUAUGUUUCGAUAAACUACGUCACAUUCAAGAACAAUUACCGAAUAUUCUGAAACGAAAUAAAAUUAUGUUAGGACAUUUACAAAAGUUCGAUGAUGGCUUACAGAAAUGUCAACAAUGGUUCAACGACGCGAAACAAUUGUUCAGUCGAUAUUCAAUUCAAGUUUCAGUCAAACGGAUCGAAGAUUCUCUCGAACAACAUCGAAACUUCUUUGCUGACCUUGAUUACUAUCAAUCUUUACUGGAUACCAAAGCGAAAUUAAUUGUAACGAUGAAGAAAUCAACAGAAAAUUCAGUCCCGUUAAAUUUCGCUCCAGUGGAUGAACAGUAUAAACAAUUAGCAGAUACAUUUGAACAAAUUCGUCAGCAAGCUUCGUAUUGGGAGAAGGAAUUUAAUCAACAUUCACAGUUAUGGAAAGAUUUUAAUCAACGUUUGCGACAUCUUGAACAAUGGAUCGAACAAGCUCAAACGAUUGUCCUGGAAAAACAUGAAGACUACGCAUAUCUCAUACAAAAACAUAAGAAUUUCUUUCAGAUUAUUGAUGAUGAAAUCCUCCACGGAUUUAUCAAAUCCGGCCGUGAAUUAUUACACAUUCGAGAUGAAAGUGAACAGAAGGAGAUUCAAUUUCUUAUGGAUACAUUGGAAUCACGAUGGAACAGCAUUGUUUGUCACGCCCCAAUACGUUUAUUGCGUUUACAAUAUGAACGCUUAGAAAGUAUCAUCGUUAAGGAGUUGAAACAAGCCGAAGACGAAUUAAACGAAGAGUUAAAACAAAUGGAAAGACACAUGGACACAUCGGACAUCCUUCGACGUCAUAACGAACGCUUUCAAUUGAAUAAUUUUCAACCGACAAUGGAAACGCAUUUGAGAAACUUGCAUGCCUAUGCCAAUGAUAUUCGUAGUCAUGAUACAAGCUCAACAUCCAGUCAAGAAAAUGAUCAGAUGGACGAACGAACAACCAAAUUGAAUGAUUAUUGGGCACGCACGCAGACGAAGAUUGAUAACGUUAAAAGAAAACUUCAGAUACUACCGAAACAACGACAGGAAUUUGAAGAAAAAUUUCGUGUGGUAGAAGCGUGGAUGGAAGCAAUCGAACGAUUGAUUAACGAAACACAAAACGUCGAAGUUUCCUUUGAACAAUACAAAGCCACUGUAAACAAAUUCAAGAAUGCCAUGGAACAAGUCGAAAUGAUUGCUCGCGAUGUCAAAGCACUUUCUGCACUGAUGAAUGAACUCAUCGAAGAACACAGUACAGAAGAUCCCGCUCGUUAUCGACAACGACUCGAUGUACUUCUCUCACGUUACAAACAGACACUCGUUUCAGUCGAUGAAGCAUCACAACGUUGCACUGUUAUUGUACCGGCGAAGAUGAUUCAUGAAAAUACUCAACAAUUGCAUACGACUCUAUCGAAUAUCUCGAAUGCGCCAUUGAAUUUUCGAGAUCUAGCUGAUGUUCGUACGGCCGUUCAAGGCCAGAAGAAAGUUUGCGAUGUUCUAGAAAGUUUCUCUCAUCAAGUCAACGAAUUGAGCUCACGAGCUGAUGAAUUGAUGAAACAAGAUACAGCACCGAGAUACGUUCAACAAGAUGUACAAAAUAUACAGAAACUAUACAAUGAAAAGCGUCAAUCUGCAAAUGAGUUAUUAGAGAAACUUCAAGUUUUGCUCGAACUUUGGGAACGUUUCGAUGCGAACAAACGUCGUUAUCAACAACAGAUGGAACGUUUCAAUAGUGAACUAUCUCGUUCGCGAUCAAAUCUAAAUUCUAUACAAUCGUAUCAAAAUGAAAUCGAGAUUUGCAAGCACCUCCAAACUUCUUACACAGAAAUGAAAACAAUUCUUGACGAUAGUGCCGAUCAUCUUCAGGCAAUUUCAUCGAAAAGUUUAUUGCCUUACGAAAAUUUCCAAAAGCUUAAAACAGAGUAUGAUCAUAUGGUGGAAGAACUAGUCGAGAAAGCACGAAUCGUAAAUGAAUUACUACGAGAUUUAACACAAGACAAUGACAAAUGGAUGCAUUUCAAUGAGGAAUUGAAACGUUUAGAAACACUCUUUCGAGAAAUCGGCUCAAUGUUCGAUGCGCGCAUGUUUGGUGAACGACCAUUGGAAGAAAAACAACAAAUUCUCGAACGUAUUCGUUCUGAACUUGGCGAACAUCUACACUCACUAUCAGCAUUACAUUCUGAAGGUUCAAAUCUUCAAUCCCUACAUUCUCGCCCGAAGGAUUUGCCACAAGCUCUGAAUCGCUUGACGCGAUUGCGCACAUUAGCUGAGUCCACAUCAGAAAAGGUCAAUCGUGAAGAAGAACAACUAGCCGAAUGUCGAUCGCACGUUCAAGCAUCUGAGCGUUACAUACAACAAUUAGAGCCGUGGAUUGAACAAGCGGAAGACUAUCUUACAAAGCGCCUCGAUAAAUCCGGUGCUCUAAAUCUCACCGAAGCGAAGCAAUUGCAUGAUAAACAUAAAGAAUUACUUGAAGAACGUCGUCGAAUGCUACUCAUUCAUAACAAUUUAAUCAAUGAAGAACAUACUAUUACCGAUCAGUAUGAAUUAAAGUCUUUUAUUAAGUCGUUAUCCAAUCGUUGGAAUGAAAUUGUUCGACGUUCGGAUGAGCUGACUCCAAGAUACGAUAAACAAUAUUCCGCAUGGCUGUUGUUCGAAUCAGAACUGAAUUCUUUUCGUGAUCAAAUACUCGCCGAACUUGAACAACGUGUCAACUCGAUUAUCUCUACUGAUGUGAACAAGUUAUUCGAUUUGAAUAAAAUCAACAUUUUACUCAACGAACUUCGAGCAUUAGAUGAAAAUAUCCAUCAUCAUACAUCGAGUUAUAAUCGUCUUCAUAAACAAAUGAAUGAUUUGCGACAGUUCACUUCUCCUGAAGGUCAACGCAUUCUUCACGAGGAGCAAAUGUCCAUUGAAACAAGAUGGCAUCAACUCACUCGAUUGAUCACUGAUAAACUUCGUGAAACUGAACGUUUGUACGAAUCUCGUAAAUCUUUUCUAAAUCGUUUCGAAGUGUUCGAACGAAAUGUUCGUGACAUCACCGAACAAAUCGAUAAUAAUGCUCAAAUUCAAACAGCAACAUGGAACCAAACCUAUCAGCGUUUACAACAACUUCUUAAACAAUUACAAUCACUGCAGCCACUAGUGGCAACCAUCAGUGAAGAAUUAACUGAUUUGGAACACGCCGGCUUGGCAAAAGUUGAUUUACAAACAAUUAAAAACGCAUUCGAUACGAAUCGACAACGAUUGAACACAUAUGAAAUUGUCCUACAAAAACGACUCGACCUUUUGAAACAAUAUGACGAACAUAUGAAAUACUCGUUAGAUAUUCGUCACAAGUUACAACAGAUCAAUGACGAACUUCAACAGAAUCCUCAGAUGAAAGUGGAAAACAUCGAUGCGAUUAAAGCCCAACUUGAACGUUACGCAGAUGAUCUACGUACGAUUCAAGCAGAUAGCACGGCGCUUGAUCGUUUAAUGGAAGAAAGUAAUGCAACAAUUACAGAUUCUUCCACCAAUCGAAAUAUCUUUUUCGUCGUCGAAUGUCGAGCGAUCCAAAAUCUAGUUGACACAAUUGAGAAUAAACUCACUCAACGUCGAAUACAAGCCCAAGAGUUAGAUCGAUUAGUUGCAGAUUUCAAUCAAACUCAUACGAAUUUACUUCAGCGCAUUAAUGCGAUCAGCAACAAUCAUCGUUCAGCACAUCUUGCUGGGUAUUCCAUACGUGACAUCGAGGAUCUAAUGGUUGUCAUUAAGACUCUACAACGGGAAGUUCAAGGUGAAGAUGUACAUCUCACCGCUUUACGUAAUAAGUACAAAACAAUUUCAUCGGAUUUGUCGCAGCAAGAACGGCAACAAGCAGAAUCAGUCUUGCGUAAAAUUGAAAUUGAUUUGGUUCAAUUACAAGAACAGAUUGAUAAACGAAAAGAUCGUUUAGCUACAUUAAUUCAACAGCGUCAAGAAUUGGAUCAGAUUUCUAAUCGUCUUAUUGUUUGGUACGACGAUAAACAACGUUUGAUUACCUCAGACACAACUGUUCCAUUGAAACCAAACGAAAUUGAACGUUUACAGAAUCGAUACAAUGAUGCAUUGAACGAAAUCAAACAACAACGAACCACUCUCGAUCAAAUCACUCGAUUGAACGAUGCAAUCAAACAAGGCUACGCUCAUGAAAAUGAACACGAUUGUGAUCAACACACGGAUGAACUAGUUCAUCAACUGAGAGAUUUGGAAGAAGCAUUGAAUGAACGUAAUCGACAAUUACAUGCAACCAGUGAACAGCGUCGUGACUAUGAUCGUUUGACCAAUAAAUUAGCUGACUGGAUUAAGAGUACUGAACAACAAGUAAAAGAACCGUUUUCGAAUGAUUUACAACAAUCGAUUGGUGCAUUGAAAGACAAAUCGAAAACUGUUCAGUCAUUGUUACAAUUAACACGAGAUCGCCGGCAUGAAUUCGAAGAUCUAGCGCGUCUUCAUACAACUGUUGCGUCCACAUUGAAUGAAACCGAUUCUAUCACCCUCGAUGAAAAAUAUACGGUUCUGAAGGAUAAAUACAAUCGUUUAUUGGAUAACUUAACCCAACGUCUUGCUCUUCUCGACGAAGCGAGUCACGAACGAAAUGAAUUCAGCCAGCAACUUGAACAUGUACAAGAACUUUAUCAACAAUUACAGACGGAGUUCAAUCGUCUCAAACACCAAUCACCUCUUGAUGGUAACUGUCCUCCCAGUGACCGACGUGCUGAAAAUUACAAACAAUUAUUGAGACAUUUCGAUGAGACAAACAAUAGCUUUAAGGAAUUAACACGUAUUCAACGUUUACUAACGAGUAAGGGCCAUCGAAUCGAUUUUCGUCUUGGCAAUGAAUUGAAUAUAAAUCUGAAAAACUUCGAUGAAUCGAUCCAUAAUGAGAUUGAACGUAUUGAACGGCUUAUUCAAACAGAAAAUGAAUUCCAUCUUUUGGAAAACGAGUUAGACGCAUCUUUACAGAUGUGUACUGAUCAACUAAAAUCUUCUCAACAUCAACAAGACAAAGGAAUCAUUUAUCAGUCGGUUUUGGAUCGGCUACAACAAGCUGAACAAGAUUUGAACAGACUGAUGCAUAUGAGUGAUCGUCUAGCGAAUGAUCUUCCUCAUUCGCAAUGUGAACACAUCAAACGUACGAACGAACGUCGUCGAGAGCGUCUACAAGAUUUAUUCACUAGUUGCCAACAAGUUCGAGGCGAAUACGAACAUCUGAUGAAAACUCAGCAUAAAUUGAAUGAAGAUUUGUUAUCAACGAUCGAUUGGCUUCGACGAAUUUUUCACGAUUUACAGCAACCGCUAGAAUUGAAUCUUUCGUUGAACAAUGUUGCCGAUUUUCAACAAUCGCUCAAACAAAUUGGACCAUCAAUUGAUCAACGUAUGGCACGAAUUGAACAAACUCUAGAUGAAGAACCUAAUCUUAUCAAUGCAGGCGAUGGAGAAAUUCGAGAACGACUAGAAACAGUCGAAGAGUUGAAACAUCAAGUGAAAAAUUUGCUCAAUAAACAAACAAAUGUUGUCGAUGAUGUUCACCGACAUAUGAGUCACUACCUAAAACUAACUACGGAAGCGAAAGCAGUACUUGGCGAUAGCGACCUUAAAUUAGCAUCGUUCUUCGAUGGAUACGAUCGUCAUCGACUCGAUGAACAUGAAAAACAACUUAACUAUCUGGAAGAGAUAUGUGCGGAGCAGAACUAUCGGUUAGCCGAUGCUCAUAAGUUAACCGAAGCAUUUCGAUUACAUUUACGAAACAAUGCGAAAGAUUUAUGUGAUAGUCAAUUGAGAAGCUUUCAUCAAACUAUCGAAGAUCUCGAAUCUCGUAUUCAUCAACGUCGAAAGGAACUCGAUGAAAUUCGUCAAAAAUCCAAUCGAUUCAAUUCGAGUGUUGCCAGUUUACACUCCGAUGCUGAUCGUAUUUUACAAAUGAUUGAGAAAUCACCUGAUUCCGCAGAAAAUUUGAUCACAGAAAUGGAUUCGGCCUUUUCUGCUCUACAUUACCUUGGUCGCGAUUUGAAAAAGUCACUGGAUGUGAACAGUUCAACAGACAUCGAUCGCGAAUUGAAAGAAUUAGCAACUUCAGUAGAAACAAUCCGCGAAAGCCUCGAUCGAGGCAAAAAGGCUCAAGAAGAGAAUGAAUCACUUCGCGAACGUAUUGAACGUACUUUGAGUAAAAUCAAAUCAUUUACUAAUCGUAAACGACAAGAAUUGCACCAAAGUUUCGAUAGUGGCUACGGAAGCGUGGAUUUAACUCGACGAUCCGUGGAAAUCAAAAGUUUUAUGAAAGAUAUUGACUUAGAAAGUUCGCUGUUAUCCGAAGUGGACGAUAUGAUCACUGCACUGUUCGAAAAGAGAUACGAUCAGCAGAUCGUUCGAAGUUUAGAAAAGAAACAUCAAGAUGCUUUACAAGAUUACCAAAAUUUGAAAAUUGAGACAACAAAAACAGUCGAACAUCUCGAUCAACAAGUUGAAGAACAAGAAAAACUGAGACAAAACGCUCGAUCGAUAUCGACAAUCAUUCAACGUAUUAAAGUUCAAUUGAUUGAAAUUCAUCCAACUUUGACCAAUGAAGGUGAUCAAAAGCUAAAAAAAAUCGAUGAAGAGUUGGUUCAUCAUUUCGCUCUGUUCGAGCAAGGCAUCGUCGAUUAUAAAAACGAAUUCGGAAAUCUUUCUGAUGACUUAGACAAAAUGAUCGGUCGAGUUUACGAAGAUAUGGAGGAUAUGAAAGUUCGUAUGAAUGACAAAUCUGCUGAAUUACAUGACUUUAACAAUAUACGAAAUGAUUAUGAAAAAACGAUGGAUACCAUCAGCAAAAAUAUCGACACAAAGACUCGUCAAGCAAAUACAAAACUCAAUGCUAACUUAUUAAAAGAUUUAACUAGUGAAAUGCAUAGUCAACGUACCUUGAUCGAUCGUGUUCAGUUGUUAUCCACAACAUUAAUUCCACAAUUGACUGAUUCUGACGAACGCGAACGUGUUCGUCGUCGUGUCAGUGAAAUUGCACGUCGAUGGACCGAACUUGAACAAGACUUACUCAGUAAACAGGAAGAUAUGAAUGAAAUGAACUUUAUUAAUCAACAAUAUGCCGAAACAAAUGCGAUGUGUGAACGUUGGAUCAAACAAACGAAAGAUGUCAUUCAUGAAUUAGGCAAUUCGAAAAACAUUGAAAUAUUCAAUCAAUUCAUUCCGAAAGCCAAGACAAUUCUCAUGGAAUAUCAAUCAGCUGUCGAUCAAAUACAACGAUUACGAAAUCGUCUUAAUCGACUUCUACAAACGAGUAAAUCUGUUGAAGCAACGCAAAAGUUAACUGAUCUCGAUCGCCUAUUAAAAGAUUUAUCCACUCAUCAUGAAAACCUCGAACAACGUCUAGAACUGAGCCAAAAGAUUCAUUAUCAAUUGAAUGAAUUCAAUAAACAAUACAUCUUCUAUGAACAGUGGAUAACGAAUAUUCAUCGAACAAUCGAAUCUAUUCUGGAACAGCCAUUGACAAUCGAUGAGAAACUACAACGUCUACAAGACAUACAAAUGGAAUUAGAUAAACGAAAACAAAUUCUCAUGAAUCUUACACAUGAUUAUCCCCAAAUUGAGCAAAUUGUUGCGGUAGCUAUACAGAAUUUGAUCGAAACCAUUGAUCGAAUGAAGACGAACGUCGCACGAAAGCAAGAGGAAUAUGAGCAACAAAAUCGACAACAGAAAGAAUUUCGUGAUCGAAUCGAAUCAAUCUUUGAAUGGAUUAAACAAACUCAACGUCAUGAAUCUUUAAGUAGUAAACAGGAUUUAGAUACACUUCAACAAGAGAAUGCACAGCUAAAUCAAAAACAACAGGCGAUACAAGAGAAAUUGAAAGAGAUCGACACACUCUCACGGAAUAUUAACAAUUCAAAAUUACCAAAUGAUUGUUUACAAAAACUACGCCAAGAGAUCGACCAUUUGAAAGAACGUUUAAUCGAACUGAUAAAAGAACUUGAGAACCGAUCGUCGCUGAUCAAAAAGAAAAUUCGAGAUGUUGAAGAACAUCAGCGUAAACAACGUCUUUAUCAAGACUCACUAAAUAAGCUUUCAUCACUCGUAGAGCAUGAUACACUAGCACCUGGUCGAUCUGUGGAAGAUUCACUGAAAACUUUGGAAGAACAAAUGAUAAAACUCGAAUGUGAAAACGAAGAACGCGAACGACGCAAACGUCAGCGUAAACAAGAAUGGCAAUUAUAUAUGGAUGAAAUCAAUUUAUUAGAAGAGAAACUGAAUACGUUAAAACAGCGAAAAUUGAAUCCACAAAAUUCGAUUGAAGAACAAUUACACUUUAUACGCAGUCAAAAUCAAGAACUUGAUCAUUACCAACAAGAACUGAUCAAUCUGAAAAAACAAGGUCAGACCAUGUGUUUCGAAGAUGGUAAUCCCAUUCCAUUACCAGCCGAAAUUCAACUCAUACAAUCAACGAUCUCUUCUCUCAAACAACAGUUCGAUCAUCGCCUUCAAGCUUUGACUGAUGCCGAACAUUGUCGUGAUAUUUAUCUGAACGAAUGUAAACUGUACGAAGGUGUUUAUAAUACCACCAUGGAACGUUUGAGUCGUCCGGUGUCGUUGACAUGUACAAAUGAUGACUAUGCUCGUCAACUGAAUGAACAAAAGAGUUUAAGUCAACAAAUGGAUGAAAAACGUCGACAACUAAAUAUUUUCUACGAUAAACUUGACCGCGAAACACGUGCGCGUUAUUCAAAGCAACAUUUUGACUUGGAAAAACGUUCGAAUGAUCUACAAGAUAAAAUUACUCAACGAAAUAUUCAUGGAGAAUAUCUAUUACGAAUCUGGAAAGAAUAUCAAAUACGACUCAACGACAUCUGUUACCAAUUGGAUCAGAUUGAGAAACAAAUCCCAUUAAAUAAACGAUUAUUUCCAUUUCAACAAAUUCAAUCGACUUUUGCUCUGUACAAAGAGUUGAAUCAGAGAAUUCUGAUACUUGAACCCGAAGUUUUACAUCUGAACGAUGAAAUUCAGAUGCUUUGUAGUGAAUUGAAUAUUCUUUCAUUGCAAACCGAGAUUCAAAAUGUCACUCAAAACUUUAGUCGAAUUGCCAAUGAUAUUCAAGAAAAAUACGAAAAUCAUAAAACCGGAACAGUAUUUUCAACUGAUAUCAAACGAAAUCUAGCCAUUCUUGAAGACACAUUGGGACAAUGUGCUAGUGAAUCAACUGCACACUAUGAUGGAAAUCUCAGCGAACUUCGUAUACAAUUAGAACGAAUGAUGGACGUGGAAAAACGUCUUGAUAAUGUUGCUGAUGUUUAUUCUCAUACAUUAUCCUUAGUCAAACGAUUAUCUACCUACAAUCUCUACGAUCUCAAAUCCACUGAAAGUCAUCUCGAAUGUCUGCACCAAAAAUGGACCGCAAUCAAGACGGAUAUUUUACGACAUGAGAACAUUCUCCAUCAGAAUAUUAUCAAUAGCUUGCCAACUCGACAAGCUCGUAAGGAAAUGGUGAUUUUUAUUGAUACGAUCAAACGUUUGUUGGAUGAUGAUCAUGGUGCGCCAAUCAACAACAAAGAAACAUUACAAAAACUACUCAAACGCUAUCGAGACAUGCGUGUGGAUGUGUUGAAUCAUCAACGAACGAUCGAUUAUCUGAACGAAUCAUUUCAACAAGAAGCGAAUGUCGAUGAGACAACAAUUGAUUAUAUGGAAAAUAUCAAACAAAUUAACAUCGACUGGACAAAGAUUAAGUCAUUGAUAUCGGCUCGAAUUGACACAUUAGAACAACUCAACGAUCAAUUCAAUGAUUUUGAUCAUACUAUUCGUACAUUGUCCGAUUGGGUCCAGGAACAAACAUCCGAUUUGGAAUUUAUGCGUACGAGAACAUUGGAAGCAGGAGUGAAACAUAACAUUAAAAAAUGCAAUGAAAUGGAAAAUCAAUUGAUAAGUAAACAGCAAAUCCUUUCUUCAUUGAAAACAUCCAGCAGUCGAAUGGCAUCGUCUUCAUCCACAUUUCGCAUCAUAGAUCAAGACGGUACCAUUCAAAGUGUUCGUUAUACACUUGACAAUCUCUCUCCGUCGAUUGAACAACUGAAACUCAAAUCAAAAUCGAUUCUCAACGAUUGGCAGGAAUACAAUCGGGUUCUACUCAAAAUGGAAAAGAUUCUUCAAGAAGCCGAAGCAGAAAUCGAUCGAAUAGAAACCAGUGCAAUGAAUGUUGAAACUUAUGAAAUGAGCACUCGAAAAGCACAAGAUUAUCUACAAGCGAUGGACGCUCAUCGACACGACUUCGAUCAAAUAAAAACCCACACGCAUCAAUUAUCCGAUCAGUGUGAUAAACAAACAUCAACACGAAUCAACGAGUUAACUCAUCGUAUUCAACAGCAAUGGACCAGUGUAAAACAGCAUUUACAGGAUAUUCUCAAACCGUCACGAGAAGUUGUGGAUAACUGGAGGCAGUUUAACACUUCGUAUUUGCAUUUACUUGAUCGACUCGGUGAACUCGAAGCACGAUGGUAUACAAUUCAAAAGGAGAAAUUCACUUCGGAUAUUGAUUCACUUCUUGACAAAGCUCGAGUAAGUUUUCUUCUUGGAAACGAUCAAGUCUUUACAGUUGUUUUGCGAUCAAAGGAUUUUCAACAAAGUCUGCAACAACUCGAUACUGAAGUACUCAAACUUCACGAACGUGCAAAGAAACUCAGUAGUCAUCUAUGUCCGAUUGCCGCAAAGAAAAUCGAUACACAAUACGCAGUUAUUCACAAUCAAUACUCCGAAUUGCAGAAUUUUCAAAAUAAACUUCUCACCGAUUGUAACGAACUCAAACACCGUGAAAAGAUCUAUUUAGAUUACUUAAACGAACUCACUCAUGCCAUCAAUCAAACACAAGCUGUCCUCAAAUCUCAACAACUAAACGGAGAAAACGAUCUUCAUAAUCUGAAGCAACUCCGCGAACUUGACCAGCUCCUACAAUCCAAACACGAUCUCAUCGAACGUUUGAACUCCAAUGAAUUUAUUCUUUACAUCAAACGUGCCAGACAAUUGCAUGAAUUGAUGAUCGAAUAUUCUCAAUGCGUGGAAUCGGUAAAAAAUCGUAUUCGACAAAUCGAAGCCAAUGAAUACGGCAGAUUAAACUUUGACAAACGUUGCCAAAAAUGGCAUGAAUAUAUCCAAGCAAUUGAAAAGAAACUAACCGUGGUUCAAGAAAAUCUUCCUACGAAUUACCAUGGUCUCAUCGAAAUCGACAAGAACCUUUCGAAUAUCGCAACUGACUUCAGUCAACGACAGCAAGAACUGAUUCAAUUGAUCAAUGAAGGCAAACAGUUGGUAGAAAACCCAAGUAAUUUCAUCAAACUCGAACAACGUUGGCAAAAUGUCAUGAGAGCUGUUACGAAAAAGCAUGAAGAGAUCAAAGAAUUGAUCAGACUUUGGUUAGCUUAUCAAACACAUUUAGAAAAUUACUACCGUUUAUUGAGAAAUAAAUGUGAAAAACAACAGCAAGAGUUACAGACUGCAAACAUCAGUAAAAUAGCCCAGAUAAAACAAGGUUCAUAUGUAACAACGAUUGACAAUGAUGAAUUGAAAACGUUGCUGGACAAGAUCUAUGAAGCCAAUCGACGUCUGAUCAAACAUUCCGAUGUUAAAACUCAAGCUAUUCUGGAAAAAGAAUGGAAUGAUUUGCAAAAAUCUCUUCAUGAAAUUCAGAUGAAUAUCAAACAGAAAUGUGAAACUUUAGUUCAACCCCGAAAUAGCCCUCAGAAGGAGAAGACAGAUCAUCAAUAUUUAUGCAUUGAACUCGAUCGAACGUUAGAUGAACUGGCGAACUUAGUUAAAUCAGUUCGAACAAUUCAGCAGCAGCCGACCGAUGAUUUAACACAAUUUCUUCAACGUUGUCACAAUAAAAAUCACGAACUGACACAACGUCGGCCUGAAUUAUACCGUGCGCGACAAGCCAUUUCUGAAAUCUCUCCGGAAUUACACUCCGAAGAUACUCGACAGUUGAUCCAAAAACUAAAUCUACUGGAAAUUCAAUGGGGUGAUGCUGAACGUAUCCUAAUCGCAUUAAUCGACAGUCUAACAAAACGCCGUUCGGAAUAUCAAGAUUUCGAACAGAAGUCCCUACGAUUAAUUCAGUGGUACGAACAUUUUCGUAGCAGUGAAUUGAAUGAACGAUUGAAUGGCUUAACACUUCAAGUCACACUCGACGUUCUUAAAAAUGAUAUUCGAAAUCUUCUCGGCGAAAAACGACGACUAACAAAUGACCUUCUAGUUCAAGCACGAUUGUUACAAUCUCAAUCAUUGGAUCAGAUAUUUAAAAGCAAGAUCGAUCAAUUAGAACAGAUUAUGAACACAACGGAACAAUAUGUUGAGAAGAAAAUUAAGAAGAGUGAAAUGACAUUGAAAAUGUUCAAUGAUUUCGAGCACGGUGCAGAAAAUAUUCGUUCGUGGUUAGAUUUAGUCGAAGGAAAUCUACAAAAACAACAACUGACGAAUGAUUUAUCUGCUUACCAACAACUCAUUGCUUCAAUCGAAUUGGAUAUCGAAAACAACGGUCCAGCUGUAACUAAUCUUCUCACACUUGGCCAUAACUUAUUACAAGAUCCCGAUAUUCAUGCACAACAUACAGAUUCAAUAACCCGUACAGUACAAAGCGUCGAACAACGUUGGAAAGCAUUGCGAGACUUAUUGACAAAGCGACGAUUUGAAUUGGAUAGCGUUCAAGAUCCAUGGCGAGACAUGGACGAAGCGAUCAGACGUGCAACUAGAAUGGUUAGUGAUCACGAAGAGGUCUUAGCUGAGAUUAAACGGACAAGUGCUAAUGGAUUACAAGGUGUUCAAGACGAAUAUCGAAAUCUUGAAAAUUUACAACGUAAAUUAGACAAUGAUGAUAAGGAUAUUCAACAGAUCGCCAAAGUCUAUUCGGAUAUCCUUCAUACGCAUCCAAAAGCAGAUGCCAAAGGCGACAAAAUCAGUUGUAUUAAAGAUCUAAAUCACCGUUGGGAAGUACUGAAUAGUACAGUUCACGAAUCAAUGAAAAAUUUGAAAUACAUGUUGAGUAUUCAUGGUGACUUUCAAUUAACACAAGAUUCGCUAGUAGUUUGGUUAGCGGAUCUGGAAGUGGUUUUGACCAAUCUCGAACAUUUAUCUGAAGCACCACUGAAUAACAAACUACAACAACUAGAUGAUAUUGAACGUGAAAUUCUAGAAAAACUAUCGAAAAUUGAAUAUGUUCAAACAUGUGCUAAUCAUUUACUUAGUAAAACUGUUGAUGCUCGUGGUUUAACGAUUGAUGUUAAUCAACUAUCGAAAUUUUGUCAACAACUGACGGAUUUAAUUAAACGUAUUAAAACAAUCAAACAGAAACUGAUUAACGCAAAUGACCGUCAUUUGGAUUUGAUGAGCACAUCACGCGCAUCACCAACCCCAUUACGACCUCGAUCUCCCGUACGUCCGAUUCGUCCUCGAGAUCGUUUUCUCCGACCUUACGAUCCAUUAGAAUUCGGUGAUCGACUUCAACGUGCAGAUGAAUUACUUGCUGACUUCGAAGAUAUUCUACUGCAAAUUAAUAGUGACUUCCGUAGUAAAGAAGAAAAUCUCUAUGCUCCCACACCAAGUGGUAUGCAACUUGAUCAUUUACCGGAAGAUUUCUCCUACACUCGAUUGUUGAUCUCGACCCAUCGAAAGAUUGAAGCACUGGAUCAAAUACUGUCUCAGAUACGUCAGGAACUAGGUGCUUAUUUGAUACAAGAUCUGAGCAACGAUCCAGCAGUACUCGAUAUAUUCGCUAAAUGGCCGCGUUUGCAACUGCUAGCUAGUAAUAAGGAUGAAGAAUUGAGUCGCCACUGUCUGCAAUGGAGAGAUUUCAAACGACAAUUGGAUAAUCUUGAACAUGCUACUCAACAAUUUUCGAAUCUUGGUUAUUCAGCAUCUCGAACAACUUCUCUGAGACCAGAUGCCCAGCAACAAUUCAAUGAACUUCAAACGCUUUUACAAUCAACAACAGACCAAGCCAGUCAGUUCAAUGACCAUUCUAAUGAAUGGGUUCUUGUUGAUCAUCGUCUUCAAGCACUUCGAGAUAGGUUUCACAAUCUAUCGUCAUCGAAAUCUCGUGAUAUCAAAAUAAGUCCAGAAGCAAAUCGUGGUUUGAUCGAUAUCAAUUGCCAAUUAGAUCAUCUUGAAUUAUUAAUACAUUCAUUAGAACCAGUUGAAGAUAGUGAAAUCAAUCAGAAUGUUAAUCGAACAAAACUUCAUCGUUUUAUUCGUAUUCAUGAUGAUUUAGAGAUCUUACAUGAUCGUUUGAUUACUCUCAAUGAACGUCCUUUAUCGGCUACCACGAACGACCAAAUACGUUUGACAAAUGAUUCGAAGUUCAUCUUAGAUCGUUUGAAUGCAAUGAAACGUGUGGUGAAAAUUUAUCUUGAACAGUUAGAAAAAUUCUUAGCUACACGAGAUUUAAAUCAAAGUCUAACAUCGUCGAAACACUCUUCAGUGAGAACAUCGAAUAAUAAUCUCGAAGUAAUCAUAUUUGAAUGUAAUGAUUAA
Messenger RNA from Adineta ricciae, 16902 nucleotides. The record is from the annotation of a GenBank genome assembly. NCBI's taxonomy places the organism in Eukaryota, Metazoa, Rotifera, Eurotatoria, Adinetida, Adinetidae.